CGGGCGCUCAGUCGAGCGCAAGCCCCACUGCGCGAUUGCUGCCGUUUGCGCCUCCUCUUCCCCUCCUCCCGCCUCGCCCUAAAGGAGGACGAGCAGAGAUCCAGGCUCGGGCUGGUUUAUUCUGCGGCCGGGGAUUAUAUUUAUUUGCAAUCGUCUCACUCGCCAGAUUUUCCACUCGGGCGCAGGCAUAGGAGGGCUGUUUUCCAAAUUACUGUCUUUAAUUGCACCUGCCUUUCAGAUUACCUCUGGGAAUCGGUGGGAGGAGCCGAGAGGGUGUAAAAUGUUGCUUCGCUUUGCAAAAGGAAGAAAACUUUGUCACCCAGCGGGAGACCUCUGCCACGAGUAACCCGGAGAGAGACCAGAACCAGGAGAGACUUUGGCUUUGAUUUUGCAUCGAUGAGCCCGUAGGAGGAAGAGGACACGUGAGCUCAGCGCUCGCGCCGACCGCCAUCCCGCCCGGGUGGCGGCGGCCCGAGGUACCCACCUUCCCUCCCCGAGGAAGUCCCCACGCGGCGUCUCAAGGGGGAAGGUAGUACUAAAGAGCACGCGGCUCGAGGCCGACGGCAGGACCUCAUUCCGGGAACGGGUCACCCGGAAUUAACUUCUGGUUAAAGUUAUGGGAAGCGCGGCCAUGGACACCAAGAAGAAGAAAGAUGUUUCCAGCCCCGGCGGGAGCAGCGGCAAGAAAAACCCCAGUCAGAAAAGGCGUUCGCUGCGAGUGCACAUUCCGGACCUGAGCUCCUUUGCCAUGCCGCUCCUGGAUGGAGACCUGGAGAGUUCGGAAAAGCAUUCUUCUCGUAAGGUGGACAGCCCCUUCAGUUCGGGCAGCCCCUCCAGAGGGUUCUUCUCCAGAGGCCCCCAGCACCGGCCCUCCAGCCCCGUGUCUGCUCCCGGGAGGCCCAAGACCAGCCCUGGCUCUCCCAAAACCGCGUUCCCAUUCUCCUCCCAGGAGUCCCCCCCGCGCUCCCCACGCCGCAUGAGCUUCAGCGGGAUCUUCCGCUCCUCCUCCAAAGAGUCUUCCCCCAACUCCAACCCGUCUACCUCGCCGGGGGGCAUCAGGUUCUUCUCCCGCUCCAGAAAAACUUCAGGCCACUCUUGCUCUCCAUCGACACCCACCCCAGUGGCCAAGCAGCACACGUUUCCUCUCGAGUCCUAUAAGCAUGAGCCUGAGCGACUGGAAAACCGCGUCUAUGCCACCUCUUCCCCUCCGGACAUGGGCCAGAGGUACUGCCCGUCCUCCUUCCCGAGUGCAGCCAGGCCUCCUUCAGCAUCCUCGGUGCCCUGCGCAACCUCCAAAGCCGCGGCGCUGGCGGCGGCCCCGGGACCCGCGGAAGCCGGCAUGCUGGAGAAAUUCGACUUGGAAGAAGAAGCAGAAGACUCAGAAAGUGGUGUUUACAUGCGAUUCAUGAGGUCGCACAAGUGUUACGACAUCGUUCCAACCAGUUCAAAGCUUGUCGUCUUUGAUACCACAUUACAAGUUAAAAAAGCCUUCUUUGCAUUAGUAGCCAAUGGUGUUCGAGCAGCACCACUGUGGGAGAGUAAAAAACAAAGUUUUGUAGGCAUGCUAACGAUUACAGAUUUCAUAAAUAUACUACAUAGAUAUUAUAAAUCACCCAUGAUGUCUGAUAUGCCAAAGCCUGCCUUCAUGAAGCAGAACCUGGCUGCCCUUGGCAUCGGGACGUACCACAACAUCGCCUUCAUUCACCCGGACACGCCCAUCAUCAAAGCCCUGAAUGUCUUUGUAGAAAGACGCGUGUCAGCCUUGCCUGUUGUGGACGAGUCAGGAAAAGUUGUAGAUAUUUAUUCCAAAUUUGAUGUAAUUAACCUUGCUGCUGAAAAAACAUACAAUAACCUAGAUAUCACAGUGACCCAGGCCCUUCAGCACCGUUCGCAGUAUUUCGAGGGUGUGGUGAAGUGCAGUAAGCUGGAGAUACUGGAGACCAUCGUGGACAGGAUAGUGAGAGCUGAGGUGAGGCGGCUGGGCCAGGCGUGUUCCCCCACCACCACCACCACCCCCUGCCCUGAUGGCGCCACGGAAAUUGUGAACCACAUGGCAGGCCAGGGGGCAGCCCUCAAGUUCAGGUGCAUGGCCCGGUGUCCCUCUUCUGCAACCUGGCACAUCACUUGGCAUGUAGGUCAUCCGUAAAUGUUCACUGCGUUU
Manis javanica (Malayan pangolin) is the source of this 2161-nucleotide messenger RNA. NCBI's taxonomy places the organism in Eukaryota, Metazoa, Chordata, Mammalia, Pholidota, Manidae. The record is from RefSeq and is a predicted model, not a curated record.